AUGUUGGCAGUACCUUCCUCUACAGCACAACGACGGAAAUCAAAGGCCGCAUGGCAAGUAUCCCAGUCAAACAACAACAACAACAACAAGAGCAACCCGUACGCGGACAACAAGUCAGUAGUUUCCUUUGGAGACGAUGACGACGAGCCGGACUAUCUUAGUGUCAUGGGAGGUGGUCAAAGUCAGUACGGACAAAAGGCUGGUGGUGGGUAUGCACCCAGUAUUGUCUCCAAGAAGACCAAUAGGAGAAUGAGUAUCCAUAUGUCUGCUAUGUCACAAGCCAGAGGCAAAGGAGUCUUUGAUGGAUCUAAUUUACCUCCUGUGCCCAAUAUUGCUAUUGAUGGGGCACUGAUUGUAUCAAACAAUGAUGUUGAACAUCGGAUUACUAGAGAUUUGGCCAAUGCCACAGCCACAGAGAUAGAUGAUUAUUAUAGAUCUUUGAUUCAGCAAAGGAACUUGGUUGAUCGUCAAAUCAAGCUGAAUAUCAACCAGAAUCAAAAAAAUAUAUUGGAACUAAUGAAUGACUUGAAGGUAACUCAAGAGGAAUUGAUGCAUGUGAGAGAAAUCAAGGAAGAAUUAUACAUUGUUCUUGAUGAGUUUAAACAAGCAGCUGAAAGAAGAAUCGAGUUAGAAAGUGAAGAUAAAAACCUGACCCCACCACUUAGACAUCUGGGUCUGGGUCUGGGUCUGGGUCAAUUUCAAAGUCUUAAAUUAAUGACCAACAAUAAUAGCACUUCGUCCACAAGGAAAGAUAGAUCGUCAAUCGUGGUACUUAAGAAAAUUUGGGCCAACGAAUUGAAUUCGUUAUUUAAACAUGUUGAAGGAGCCUCUAAAUUUGUUCAACCAAUUCCUGGAAGACAUGUGUUGGCUGAAAGUGGAAGAUGGUUUGAAGUUAAUAUGGGUACUUGGAAACUGACAAAACCAACUCAUAUAUUUGUGUUAAAUGAUUUACUUUUAAUUGCAAUUAAAAGGAAUAAUAAAGAUGGGAAAUCAAGAUUGACGGCUGCACAAUGCUGGCCAUUACAAGAUGUUAAGCUUAUUGAGGUCCAAUCUGACAAGGUUAGUAAUAAUAGUUCGCAAGCAAAUGGUAAAGUAUAUUUGAUUCAAAUUAAAUCAAAUCAAUCAAGUUAUAUUUACCAAACAGAUAGAAUUGACCAUUAUAGUAAAAUAAUGGAAGCAUAUCAAAAGGGUAAGGAUGAAUUAAUUCAACAAGAACGAAUUAAUGAAACAUCUCAAGCCGAUGAAAAUGAAGGUGCUAGACUGUUGCGUAAAUCUUUAAGAAACUCUGGUGUUCUAGAAAGUCCUUCAAGAGAAGAUAUGGCUGGAUCUCCUCGUUCAGGGUCUCCAUCAACUCAUGUCUUACAAGAUAUUUCAGCACGGGUUCAUUCCCGUAAUAGAUCUUUAGAGUUGAACAAUAGCUCUCCUUAUGCUGACAAUGAUAAGAAAUCAAUAAUUUUAUUUGAAUUGAAAAGAAUUGAUGAAAAGUUUGAUGAAAUUGAUGUUGAAUUGGCCCACAAUAGAUAUAAUGAAUCAGUUGGGUUAAUCAAAUAUAUUGAGAAUAAACUUAAAUCGUUAGAAAAGGAUAUCAAUAUGUUACCUAAAGAUUCACAAAUUGUGGAAGAAAUCAAAUUAUUGGUUGAUGUGAUUAAUUUGAAACUUACUAGUCGUCAUUUUCAAGUUCAACAAUCUCUUGAAUUUGAUUUGGAACAACGUGUUGGAGUAUUGAGUCCCCAAGAAGUGUAUCAAAUUAUCGAUUAUUUCUUUGCCUUUGGAGAGUUACAAAAGGGGAUUGAAACAUAUUUGGAUUCAAUGUCUACAUAUUUAGCUCAAACGAUUUCUCGACUUGUUAUAAGUGUUCAAGGAUCCACAAAGGUUGAUGUUGUUAACUAUCUAUCCAAUUUGGUAAUCAUUAACGUUUGCAUCAUUAAAAGAACCAUUGGAGUAUAUCGAGAAUAUUUUAUUCCAUUACUUAAAAGAGAUAAUGAUCACCACCGCAAUGACUCUAGUGGAUUAAUCAACUGGUGCGUCAAUGAAGUCGGUAAACUUGUUGUUGCCAUUAAGAGACAUUUAUAUGGUACGUUAUUAGUGGCAGGACCCAUUGAUCCCGAUACAGGUGUUCAAAACUAUGAAGUUAAAGAAAAGGAUUUGUUUAAUGAAUUCUUAGAAAUUGUUGUACAACAAUUAAAUGAUUUGAAAUAUGAAGGUGUUAGUGUUGAUUAUAAAUUUGAUGAUUUAUUCAACAUACAGGAGAAAGCCAAUAAUAGAAAGUAUUAA
Lizanozyma spartinae is the source of this 2274-nucleotide messenger RNA. It is a transcript of the gene EXO84, whose product is annotated as exocyst subunit. Gene Ontology annotation, cellular component: exocyst. Bases 1 to 2274 code for a protein of 757 amino acids. Gene Ontology annotation, biological process: intracellular protein localization; exocytosis; Golgi to plasma membrane transport. NCBI's taxonomy places the organism in Eukaryota, Fungi, Ascomycota, Pichiomycetes, Serinales, Debaryomycetaceae. The transcript has a single exon. The record is from RefSeq and is a predicted model, not a curated record.